UUUCUUAGUCCAGCGUAGAGGUUGUUGUUUCGGUCACUGUAGCAAACGGGAUGCAACGACGAGCCUUAGUUGUUGGAGUACAAUUUUCCACAGUCAAAGAUACUCGAGGCGUUGGAAUUGAGGGUCACCGUCCAGUAUAUUUAGUUUUUACUCGCAAGGGAUAUUACCGCAACUAUUUCUGUUAGUGUCAAGGGUUGCUUCCAACUUGGCUACCAUUUCAAUGUCUUCACAGAAACACGGCUUCAUUUGUCACCGGUGCCUUUUCAACGUAGCCAACUUCGGGGGAUUUUUCCGUGCUUAGUCCAAGAAUGCAGCAUCAACAUUAGGACACAUGUUACUGAGCGUCCAGUCUCAGCACUGUAUGGACUGACUACUGGAUUAAACGGAAUUGGACUCGACAGAAACAAGGCGUAAAUGGAUCGUCAUUCCAGUUACAUUUCGAUCUGGUUUCAAUUGGAACUAUGUGCUAUGGCUGUUCUCCUCACUAAAGGAGAGAUCAGGUGCUACUGCGAUGCCCCACACUGCGUUGCCACGGGUUACAUGUGCAAGUCAGAGCUCGGCGCAUGUUUCACGCGGGUCCUGGAUCCACUGAGCGCGAACUCUCCCCUCACGCACGGUUGCGUGGACUCACUCGCGAACCCCGUGGACGUCUGCCUCGCGAAAAGCUCGGGUGUAUUGCCCGGAGGCGCCCCCAUGCUGGAGUGCUGUCAUGAGGACAUGUGCAAUUACAGAGGACUGCACGAUCUGGGACAUCCCCGUGGUGAUCCAGCAGAUCAUGGACGAUCACCGGCAGACAACGGGCCCAACAGGCACUUGGUGACACGAGUGACAGAGCUGUCGUCUGGCAAAGAAGUGUGGUUCCGGGCGGCGGUGAUUGCCGUGCCCAUUGCCGGCGGCCUGAUCCUGGUGCUGCUCAUCAUGCUGGCACUGCGCAUGUUGCGGAGUGAGAACCGCCGGCUGCAGGCCCAGCGCCAGCAGAUGCUCUCCCGCCUGCACUACAGCUUCCACGGACACCAGGCCAAGAAGGGCCCCGCCGCCGCCCUGGCCAAGCUGGAUCUGGAGUGCAUGGUACCGCUGGGCGCCGGCGCCGAGAGCUGCUGCCUGGCCUGCGACAAGCUCCGGCAGGCCGAGCUAGCCGGCGUCACUGGCGGCGGAGGAGGGGGAAGCGGAGGGGUCGGAGGAGAGCGCAUCCUGUCGCUGGUGCACUGGGGCGUCUACAGCGGCCACGGGAAGCUGGAGUUUGUAUGACCGGGCUGACGUGGACGACUUGCGCUUCCGAUGUGUGUCAGAGAAAGGUUGAAACAUUUUUGAUAAAAACAAAAGAACAUUUCCUGCCCUUUCUCUGUGAGUUCUGUACCGGCAAGCGUAGGACUGAAGGACUGCACCAGAGAUGUGCUGACACAGGAUUUUGCUGUUUCAGAAAAAUGUUAUUUUUGAAACCCUUUCUCUUCUUCUAUUGUCCAUUGGCUGUUUUCCUCCCCUCAAAAUGGAGACAGACAGAAAAGGAGGGAGAGGGAACGAGAGAGAGAAAAAAAACAGAAACAUGGACUCAUGCCUUGUGGUUUUUAUCUAAGGAGCACUUUACUUGAAUCUGAGUGGAUUGCGACUGAGGGGCCUUGAGUGUGUGUGUGUGUGUGUGUGUGUGUGUGUGUGCGCACACAGGCUCGUGUGUCGCGCACGAGCACACGUAUGUGUGGAUGGUGCUUGGCCCCUCUGUGCAGCCACUCUACCUUGUGGAUCUAGGAGGACUGCAGAUCCAUCUUAUUUUGCACAUUUGUAUAAGAGAGAGUGAUACCUGAAUGAAAGAAAGAAUGGAUGAGUGAACGAAUGAGUAAACGAAUGAAAGACAAAUAGGGUGUUUUGCUUUAAAAGAAGCCAAUUAGAAGAAUUUCACACUGACACCAGGGUACAGACUUUUGUUUGUUGAUUUUUUGUUUUUCAAGGAGUCAAAAUAUUAUAUAAAAUAAAGAAUCCAGUGUUGUUGUACACGUAAA
Molecule: messenger RNA, 1994 nt
Organism: Clupea harengus (Atlantic herring)
Lineage: Eukaryota; Metazoa; Chordata; Actinopteri; Clupeiformes; Clupeidae
Gene: bambia
Product: BMP and activin membrane bound inhibitor a
Biological process (GO): negative regulation of transforming growth factor beta receptor signaling pathway; transforming growth factor beta receptor signaling pathway; positive regulation of canonical Wnt signaling pathway
Molecular function (GO): frizzled binding
Source: RefSeq, a predicted model, not a curated record